CGAGAAGUCGAUGCAAUCAAACAGUUUUUCAAAUCCAACCAGCAAUGAAAUUCUUCGCCGUUCUCAUCGUAGCCUCCUUGGCCGUCGCCGCUUACGGCCUGUCCGAAGAGGAGAAGACCAAACUGAAGGGAUUCUCGCAGGAGUGCAAGACGCAAACCGGCGUCAACGUUGAGCACGUCGAGAAGAUGAAGCAGAAGGUCUUCGUCCAAGGCGACGAUAAGUUCUACGACUACUGCAUGUGCAUGAUGAAGAAGAUCAAGUUCAUCACCGAGGACGGAUCCGUCGAUGUUGACCACAUCAAGACGAAGAUCCCAGCUGGCGACGAUAAGGCUAAGGCCGAGACCGUCAUCAACGAUUGCUCGAAGGUUGGAGAGGGCAAGAACAAGGCCUGGUCUUUGGCCAAAUGCUUGGCCGAGUCCAAAUACAAGAUCACCAUUGAAUCCCUUUAAAUUAUAAUUACCUAAUAAUCAAUAAACGCAUCACACACAGA
This is a messenger RNA of Nicrophorus vespilloides, 490 nucleotides long. RefSeq lists its product as uncharacterized. Gene Ontology annotation, molecular function: odorant binding. The coding region runs from base 45 to 449 and encodes 134 amino acids. Lineage: Eukaryota; Metazoa; Arthropoda; Insecta; Coleoptera; Silphidae. The transcript is spliced from 2 exons. The record is from RefSeq and is a predicted model, not a curated record. Gene Ontology annotation, biological process: sensory perception of smell.